AUGGCUGACCAUGACAAAGAUUAUAUACCAAUGCUGUCAGACACACAUCCAAAGUCAGUGGAUGAAAAUGCAGAUUCUCGAUUUCGGCCAUUUCUUUCCAGGACUCAGAGUGCAUCAAUUUCUAUUCCUGUGGAUUCCACAGAGUCCUAUGGUUCUGAAACCAACCUUGUUGGCUUUACUGGUCCACUGCGUAGUGACAGAAAAGCUCCACUGGUACAGAUGAGUGGUCCAUUAUAUAUCAACCGUAACACUGAAAACCUGUUUCUGGUAAAUCAUGGUGUAACAGCUCGGAAAAAGGUGGAACCCAAGCCAGAAAGAUAUCCAUCUUGCAAUGGAAUGGAUCAGAAUGACUGGGAUGACAAGUACACUGCUACAAAUGCCCAUUUAAUGAGGUCUGGGCAAUUAGGGAUGUGCAAUGAUCCUUACUGCACAACAUGUCCAUCUUAUUACCAUCCAAGAGCUUCACAGCAAAGACAUGCAAAAACUUCUAGUAUAUUUGAUUCCAAGGCUGUUCCUGUUGGUGAUAAUAGAGCGGCAGCGGUGGAAUGGGAUUAUGAUUAUUGUUUUGAUGCUUUCAUGGAGGAAAAGUUUCAUAGUGUUCUCUAUGGAGAUGCUAAAGGUUGGGCAAGGAGAUUCAAUAAUGCUAUAAACUCAUGUAUUCCUGGAGUUAUGAAUCCUCAUGCUAAAGUUGUUCAGAAUAUUCAGAUUCCAUAUGUUAGGGUUUUUGAUUUGCUGUGUUCUAAUCAUGGAUAUUCUGUUGCUGAGAGGGUCCAGGAUGAGGAAAACAAGUGCAUUGUUAUUGAUUGGGCAAUGACUAAAGCAGUUGUGGUUUUUAGGUGCUUGACUGAUGCCAUUUACUUACUGAACAUGCUUCUUCAGGUGAAGGAAGCCCGUAUGGGCUUAUACAACGACCGAAUGAUGAAAAAGCUCCUAAUGAAAACUGACGAGCUUUUUAGGUUAGCUUAUGUAGCUCCCGAAUCUAGAGUGGUUGGUGCUGGAGAGUUAGUUGACCAUCCAAAGAAAAUUGCUAAGCACUAUCUACGAGGAUGGUUUUUAAUUGACUUAUUCGUGAUCAUUGUAUUAUUACUCCUACCAAAAGGAUUGGAUUCCUCUGGAGCAAACUAUGCCAAGAAUCUUUUACGGGCAGUUAUUCUUGUUCAGUACAUUCCAAGGUUGUUUAGGUUUAUUCCUCUUCUCAUUGGCCAGUCUCCAAAUGGCUUCAUAUUUGAGACCGCUUUGGCAAACUUCUUCAUAAAUCUUUUCACCUUUGUGUUGUCUGGCCAUAUCAUUGGGUCGUGUUGGUAUCUCUUUGGGUUGCAGAGGGUUAAUGAAUGUCUUCGUAAUGCCUGCCGUGAUUCUGCUUAUCAAAAUGACUGCAAGAAGUUUAUAGAUUGUGGAUACGGGGAUGCUGUUGCUGUUAAAGAACAUGGCUCCAAUCCGAACUGGUAUAGCUGGAAAGAAAAUGAUAAUGCCAGUGCUUGUUUUACAUUGGAUGGUUUUUCUUAUGGAAUCUAUAUCCAAGCAGUCAAUCUCACCAGGGAAAGUACCAUCACCAGAUACACAUAUUCAUUAUUUUGGGGAUUCCAGAACUUUCUUCAGGCUCUUGGUAGGAGGAGGUCAGAAAUGUCACUAAGGAGACGUGAUGUUGAGCAGUGGAUGAAACAUCGGCGCUUGCCACAAGAACUAAGAAGUGUAAUAUUCUUUCCUUACGACUUGCCUGUUGCUAUUGUCUUUUACUAUUUCUAUGCAUUUCUAUCGAUAAUAUUCCCCUUUGUUGUGGCGCAUUUGAGAGUGCUAGAAGCUGAACGGUAUCAUUGGGCUGCUACUAGAGGUGUGAAUGAAGAAAUGCUUUUGGAGAAUUUGCCUGAAGACCUCCAGAGGGAUAUAAGAAGACACUUCUACAAAUUUGUCAAGAAGGUAUGGAUUUUUAACCUAAUGGAUGAUCAUGUCCUAGAUGCUGUUUGUGAGAAACUAAAACAGAAAAUAUACAUAAAAGGAAGUGAAAUUUUUUAUGUUGGUGGUCUGGUUGAGAAGAUGGUUUUUAUUGUGCGUGGAAAAUUGGAAAGCAUCGGACAUGAUGGAACUGUGGUAACCUUGUGUGAAGGGAAUGUUUGUGGUGAGGAACUUCUCACAUGGUUUCUUGAGCAUAGUUCGGUGUACAGAGGUGCAGAUGGAAGGAAAAUCAAAAUUUCUGGACAACGCUUGAUUAGUAGCAGGACAGUAAGAUGCUUAAAAAAUGUAGAAGCAUUUUCACUCAGUGCAGCAGACCUUGAAGAAGUCACCAGCCUUUUUGCAAGAAACUUGCGGAAUCCACUUGUCCAAGGAGCCAUAAGGUAUCAAUCUCCCUACUGGAGAGCCCUUGCUGCUACCCGCAUUCAAGUUGCCUGGAGAUAUAGGCAGAAGCGUCUAAAGCAAAGCAAGAGUUCUCAAUCAAAUCAUUCUUCAUACUCGCGGAUUUAG
Molecule: messenger RNA, 2460 nt
Organism: Dovyalis caffra
Lineage: Eukaryota; Viridiplantae; Streptophyta; Magnoliopsida; Malpighiales; Salicaceae
Source: the annotation of a GenBank genome assembly